Sphaeroforma arctica JP610 is the source of this 2152-nucleotide messenger RNA. RefSeq lists its product as hypothetical. Bases 177 to 1580 code for a protein of 467 amino acids. The record is from RefSeq and is a predicted model, not a curated record. NCBI's taxonomy places the organism in Eukaryota, Ichthyosporea, Ichthyophonida. The transcript is spliced from 13 exons.
CAUCCAUCCAAAUUUCACCCCCCCAGUCCCCAGUCACUUUUCUUCGACAUAACUUUUGUCUUCCAUCCAAUGCGUAUAGGGAAUAAUAUCUACCAUUCUCAUACGCACGACUGCACACACUUGUAGAAAGCCAGUUAAUCAUAGUCGCACAAGCCUUCACCUCGCAAUAGAAGAAAAUGACUACCGCCAACAAUUCAGGAUCAGCUCAAAAGCCACUCAGCGAGAGCUCAGCGACCGGAAGGGUCGAUGAAUUUUCAACGACCCAAUUCGGGGAUAAAGGUAAAGAGAAGGCGAAAGUAGGAGACUUGGAGGAGGAGGAAAGAAAAACCCUUCUGGGGCAAUUCUGUAUCGACGAAAGUGUGGCAACCGUGGGUCGCAAUCUGCUGCGAGACGACUUGCUCCCAGAAGAGCUGUCAUCUGCACAGCUCUUGCAGCAGAACAACAGGCAGAAGAUGCAAAAUCUUCUGAAGGCACGAGAGAAGAAGAGGAUCAGAUGGGUCCAAGACUUAUUUCCAGAGAUGACGGAAGAGGAGGUCAUGAUCGGCUUAAUCGAUUGUGGCGACGAUGAGCAAUUAUUGGCGGACAGUAUGUCCGUGGCAGACUCGGAGUUCUACACGAAUAUCCGGAGUCGGAUUGCCUGCUCAUCAGGCGAAUCAACCCGGGAGAGCGCGCCGAAACCAAAGGCAAAGGCAAAAGCUGCGAAGAAGCCUCAGAAGAAGAGCCAAGGCCGAAAUACUAGUACUAAGCACAGCGGGAUGGAAACAAGCACGCAGCUAGAUAUAACGAAAAUGUCGAAAGUACAGAGGAAAGCUUACGGGAAAUUUCAUGAAAACCCUAACGAGUACUACUACCGGUUUAAUGCGCCCGGUGAAGCAUCUAGACUUGAUGAAUGGAAAGAGCAUGAAAAGGCACUUUUUCUGAAGAGGUUGGAGGAGCGUGGUUCUGAGGGGCAAUGGGGCGAGUUCAGCAAGGUCAUCCCGGGUCGAGUGGGCUAUCAGUGCUCCAAUUUCUACAGGUCUCUGUUGAAGAAAAAGGAGCUGGUAGAUCCCCGGUAUUACCUCAAUGAGAAAGGUGAACCAAAGCUUGUGAAGAACAGGGAACGACAUGAGCUUAAUGUACAAGCCAAGCGCACGGGCAAAGCGCCGGUAUUGAGGGACGAGCAGUCCUCAUCACAACCAGCGAAGAAAAAGGCAAGAGGAACAUCUGGCACUGUGAAGCGUGUGGGUUCUAGUAGGAGAGCGAAGACAGAAAGCUCGGAUGAUGACGACGACGAAGCGGAGUACAAGGCCAGACACACGACAAGGCGGUUGAGGUUCAUGAAUGGGGAACUCAACGAGGAGGAUAAGGCUGAGAAUGAGAAUCCACUGCCUGGCUUUCUGGAUGGGAUCACAUUGAGCGAAGUGGUAAUGCCUGCUAUGUCACCAUCGGGACAUGUUCUCAGCUACUCGAGUUGGCUCCAAUGCCUGGAGUGCAACUCAACAUGCCCAAUGACGGGAGCCCAUAUAGAGCAGCGGGACCUCGUCAUACUGACGCCCCAGAAUAUUGAGGAGUAUCGAAACAGAAUCAUCUAUCCGGAGUGAGCAGUCCAAAUAACAAGGUCAUACUAUUAAAUCAGAUAGAUAACGGUGUGAAGGUGUAGUGUACUUUUGAUAGGGACAGGAUUAUCAAGCGAUUUUAGUUCCAAUCUCUAAAGUGCAGCUCAUUGCUCAACGUGUUCGAUGACGGGCGCCCACAUAUAUCACGACAUGCUCAUACGGACACCACAGAAUAUUGAGAAACACCGAGGAAGGAUCAUUCCCGUGUUUGGAGCGAGCAAUAACUUGAUUAACCAAUGCAUUUGUCGACCUUCACGUGCAGCAGAACAAGGCAAUGAUUUUGUCCUAUCUUUUUGUGCAGCAAAAUAGAGCGCACGAGAACACGUGAGAUACGUGUCGGAAUGAUAAGAUAUCGUGAUUAUUCGAGGAAUGUUUUGGAAAUUGUAGCAAAAGUGUAUUCUUUUGCUGCUUAGUGCAAUGUUAUGGUGAUUAUGUCGUACUCCACGAUUCGGUCGUGGGAGUCCAGGCAUCCAGUUAAACUCGCGCUUUUGUCAGCGAGAACUUGCCGCAAGCAGAAAUGCUGAUACAUUCUAAACGUGUCGUUAUAAACUUUGGUC